Messenger RNA from Mytilus trossulus (common blue mussel), 2415 nucleotides. RefSeq names its product calmodulin-like protein 4. Gene Ontology annotation, cellular component: cytoplasm; myosin II complex. Lineage: Eukaryota; Metazoa; Mollusca; Bivalvia; Mytilida; Mytilidae. Bases 71 to 550 code for a protein of 159 amino acids. The transcript is spliced from 5 exons. The record is from RefSeq and is a predicted model, not a curated record. Gene Ontology annotation, molecular function: calcium ion binding; myosin heavy chain binding.
AUGUUCAAUUCUUCAUUUGGAACUGACAUGUUCAAAUUAUUUCAUUUGAGUUUAAUUAUUGAAAGGAUAAAUGAUUGGGUUUUCAGUGUCAGUAUCAGCCUACAAAAUGGCUAGAUACUUCAGUCAGAGUGAUAUAGACAAGUUCAAGGAGUGCUUCUUUUAUCACGCACGAAAGAGUAUAAAAAAUGAAGAAAAUCUGUCAAUUAUAAUGAGAUCUCUGGGGUAUAGUCCAACCAAAGAAGAAGUAUCAAAGUAUUUUGCAAACUUUGGACCAGAUAUAGAAUUUGCAUCUUUCCUGGAAUGUAUGCAUGACCACAAAGGAGUAGAAAAUCCAGAAAAAGAACUGAUAAAUGCCUUCAAAGCUCACGAUACACAGAGUAAAGGCUAUGUUAAUGCAUCGGAAGUUAGACAUAUCUUAAUGAAUCUUGGAGAAAAACUAACUAACCGAGAAGUUGAAGCUAUGUUACGAGAUGCAGGAACACAGCCAGGUGGACAGAUCAGAUACAAUGAAUUUGUAAAGACAUUGCUAACCCCUGUACCAGAUUAUUAAACCAUAGAACUUAUAUAUGAGAGUCUCAAGUAUGGUCACAUCACAAUGACAUAUUUUGUUUAGAUGGACAUUCACUGUAAAUCAUGCAAAAUAACGUUUCCACAGAUAACAAAUGAAAUUCAAAUCUUGCUUAAUAUUUUAGUGUCUUACUUCUCUUGCCCUAGAAUCUUGAAAAUUAAAAAAAAAAUGAUGUGGCCAUACUUUCCCCCAAAUUACAACAAAAUUUGUAAAAUGCAAGCAUUAUUUGUACACAUCAAUAAUUUUUUUUUAUGAAGCAUACCAUCACAUAAAAAAACUUUCAAUGUGCAAUGAAAAAAGUUCAAAGUUCAUUUAUACAAAGUUAAAAAAACUGUGUUUCUAAAUGUCUAUAAUUGUUUUUUUAUAUAUUAUAUUUCAUUUGUAUUUUAUAGAUUUUUAAGUAACAUAUCACUAUUCAACAUUCCAUGUAUAGCUAAUGCCUUUAGCAGUCAGAGGCAUUACUUAAACAAGUAAAUUUUAAAAUUACUUAUAUAAGUAAUGUUGAAAAGAGGCUAUUUUGAAAAUUACUUAUAUAAGUAACUUUUCUAAAUACUAUUUUUAUAGGUGACCAAUUAUACAAAUUGUACUAGUUUUAACAAAUUUUUACAGUUCUCUGGUUAUUUUUUCCAUGAAAUAUAAAAUCUAAUCCUUUUGAAACACUAAUUGCUUUUCUGACGCACUUAUCUAUGAUAUCGACGCUUCUUGGUCAAAGGUUGGUCUCUUGGGACUAUAAAACUAUCGUUUUCCUUCAAAAUCUUGAAGGUAGACAGAUAUAAAUAGAUAAAAACUUACGAAUUAAUUAAGACUUGAAGUUAUUUAUAAUUUGAAACCUAAAAAAAAUACAUAUGUUCCUUAAAUAAGUGUUAUUACUAAUUCUAUCAAAGAUGUACAAAAUAACUUAUUCAUGUAACAUUUUUGUCAUUAUUUUCAAAGUAACCCUUUAUGUCUAUUCUCCUCUCAAAUCUUACAAAUUCUUAAAUUUAUGAUAUGAUAUGAUGUUAAAAUUCAUGAAAACAACAUUUAGUCCCUGUGUCUAUUGAAAUCAAAAAUAACUCUAUUGAGUAAGUUUAAAUUUUUUAAAACAAAAAUCACCUAUAUAAGUAACUAAAAAAAGUUACUUGUUUGAGUAACGCCCCUGACUGUUUAGACUGGUCAUGUAUAUAAAGUUGUCUUUCAUUUAAUAUGGUUGUGAAAAAAUGUAUAACUGCUUUGCCAUAUCUAAAUUUGUUUCACUAGACUAUCUACCAUUACUUGAGUACAACUGAUGGAUUGUAUGUACAAAAAGGUUAUCUAUAAGCUUUAACUUGAAAUAUCUGUUUAUAAGAUUUAAUACAAUUCUUUAUUUGAAGUGGAUUGCCAAUGUUUUAUUUGCCUUGCAAGGCAGGAAAUUUGAAUUUAGAUGGAACAGUCUAAAAAUGAACCAAAAUUCUAAAAUUUUAAAGAUUUCAGUAUUUAGCAGGACUUAAUGAUGCUAGAACGCGAUAUUUGUGUAUUGUAUUGUCAAAAACAGCUCAUAUUUAUGUAGCAGAAUCCUUUUACUUUCCAAAUAUAGGUUAAAGAUUACAUUUUCACAAUUUUCUAAAACUGCUAUAUUUUAGGGACAAAAAGGGGUCUUACCGAACCUACUCCUUUCCAAUGUUUAUGGUGUUUUUAACCAAUCACAUUGUUUUGUUGUACUGUCAUAAAGUUGUUACCCAGAAUGUUAAAGGUUCUGAAACAGAAAACUACAAAAAGUGUUAAACCGCACUUAUUUGUGUAAAAUUAAUUGAAUAAUAUGUACUUGUCAGUUAUGCUUAUUGUUAUAUUUUAUUGAUAUAUUUCUACAAAGAAUAAAAAGUUGACAUUCA